Chaetomium fimeti is the source of this 1554-nucleotide messenger RNA. RefSeq lists its product as uncharacterized. Bases 1 to 1554 code for a protein of 517 amino acids. The transcript is spliced from 6 exons. Gene Ontology annotation, molecular function: protein binding. The record is from RefSeq and is a predicted model, not a curated record. NCBI's taxonomy places the organism in Eukaryota, Fungi, Ascomycota, Sordariomycetes, Sordariales, Chaetomiaceae.
AUGUCGUUAAAACAGGAAAUCGAGACAUGGGUUGAGGCCCUGAAAUUCUACGACAACAAUGAGUUCGACGAGGCGCUCAAGUCGUUUGACAGGGUCUCGGAUACGUCCAAGAUCCUGUUCAACAUGGGCGUCAUCAAUGCGACCCUCGGCCAGCACGAACAAGCAGUUGAGUGCUAUCAACGCGCCCUCAAGCUCGACCAGUACCUCGCCGUAGCGUAUUUCCAACAAGGAGUCUCCAACUUCCUCCUCGGCGACUUCGAAGAAGCACUAGCGAACUUCAACGACACCCUCCUCUACCUCCGCGGCAACUCACUGAUCGACUAUUCGCAGCUAGGCCUGCUGUUCAAGCUAUACUCCUGCGAAGUUCUGUUCAACCGUGGUCUGUGCUACAUCUACCUGGAGCAGAUGGAGACCGGUAUGCAGGAUUUGGAGUAUGCUAUUAAGGAGAAGGUGGUGGAGGACCACAACGUGAUUGAUGAUGCGAUCCAGGCCAAGGCGAAGGACUACACCGUUUUCUCGAUCCCUGUCGGCGUCGUCUACAGGCCAAAUGAAGCCAAAGUGCGGAACCUGCAACAAAAAGACUAUCUAGGAAAGGCACGGCUGGUAGCUGCUUCAGACCGCAACAAUGCCUUCACAGGCUUCUCUGGCACUGAGCUGAACAAGGCGAUCACCGUCGAGCCCAAGGAUGACAGGCCAGCCGAAUCCCUCUCCUUCGCCGCAAGCAACCUCGUCAAGCCCGGUCUCCAGAGCAGGAGACAACAAUCCGAGCCGCCAAAUGGCCGCAACGUCUUCCCGCCAACGCCACCUCCCGAGAACGAUAAGCCUGCGCCAAUGACCCGCGGGCAGUCGGUACGAAACGGGCCCAAGCCCAUCCCGAGCAGACUCAACCUCGAGAAAGUCCGGUCAAACGAACGCUACGAUAAGACAUCACCCGAGGAUGGGCGGCCAAGGCCGACGCGCUCUGCGUCAGCCGCGCCAUCUCGCGGCUUCUCUCAACGCGAGCCGCCACCGCGGAGAAGGAGGGACGAGGAAGAGGACGCUUACCCGGACGACGUCUACGACAUGUACGGCGAUGCUGGCGGCUCCCGGAGCAGCAGGUCACAAAAGAACAGCGGUCGGAUUCGAGAGCGAUACAUCGAGGAAGAGGACGAAGACGGCUCCGAUUACGACGAUGCCUCGUUCGACGAAGGCGAGUUCGAAAUGGUAUCGAACCGUCGGCCGGGACCGGGUUCUGUUAUGUCGGGCGCGUCGAAGAGGGGUUCAUCGAGACGGGACGCCCUUCGCACGAUCCGCGUAAAAGUGCACGCCGACGAUGUACGCUACAUCGUUGUUGGCCCCGCCAUCGAAUUCCCGGAUCUCGUUGAUCGGAUCCAGGACAAAUUUGGGCUACGCCGAAGAUUCAAGAUCAAAGUCAGAGACGAUGAUUCGCCCGAGGACAUGAUCACGAUGGGCGACCAGGACGAUCUCGACAUGGUCAUGAUGAGCGUCAAACAAGUCGCGAGGAAGCAGAGGACAGAUACAGGAAAGAUGGAGGUUUGGAUCCAAGAAAUAUAA